AUGACUGGCAAUCUCGCGACCCCGGGUGGCAUCUCGGAUCCCGCCCUCAUCCAACUCGUCAAUAAACUUCAAGAUGUCUUCGCCACUGUCGGCGUCAACAAUCCCAUUGACUUGCCCCAGAUUGUCGUAGUGGGCAGUCAGUCUAGCGGCAAGAGCUCCGUCUUGGAGAAUAUCGUGGGCAGAGACUUCUUGCCCCGAGGCUCUGGCAUCGUCACACGGCGUCCAUUAGUCUUGCAGCUUAUCAACCGACCCGCCCAAACGAACGGUGUCAAGCGAGACGAAGUGUCCACGGCCAACGACAAGGCCGCCAAUGCCGACGAGUGGGGAGAGUUUCUGCACAUUCCUGGCCAAAAGUAUCACGAUUUCGGAAAGAUCAGAGAGGAGAUCGCUCGUGAGACGGAGGCCAAGGUUGGGAAGAACUCUGGCAUCUCGCCCGCCCCCAUCAACCUCCGAAUCUACUCUCCCAACGUUCUCACCCUGACGCUGGUCGACUUGCCGGGUCUGACCAAGGUGCCCGUGGGAGACCAACCCCGCGAUAUCGAGCGACAGAUCCGAGAGAUGGUUUUGAAAUAUAUCGGCAAGUCGAAUGCUAUUAUUUUGGCCGUCACCGCGGCCAACAUUGAUCUGGCCAACUCGGACGGUCUCAAGCUUGGCCGCGAAGUUGACCCCGAGGGUCAGCGUACCAUUGGUGUCUUGACCAAGGUCGAUUUGAUGGACGACGGAACCGACGUCAUCGAUAUUCUCUCGAAUCGUGUCAUCCCAUUGCGUCUGGGUUACGUCCCCGUGGUUAACCGAGGCCAACGAGACAUCGACAAUAAGAAGGCCAUCAACGUUGCUCUUGACGCCGAAAAAGCAUUCUUCGAAAACCACAAGGCUUACCGCAACAAAAGCUCCUACUGCGGAACUCCCUACCUGGCACGCAAACUCAACAUGAUUCUCAUGAUGCACAUCAAACAAACUUUGCCCGAUAUCAAAGCACGGAUUUCGAGCUCACUACAAAAGUACAGCAACGAGCUCGAGAGCCUGGGGCCUUCUAUGCUUGGAAACAGUGCCAACGUCGUCCUCAACAUCAUUACCGAAUUCACAAACGAGUGGCGGACAGUUUUGGACGGCAACAACACUGAGCUUUCCAGCACAGAGCUUUCGGGCGGUGCUCGUAUCAGCUUCGUUUUCCACGAGCUGUACGCGAACGGUGUCAAGGCUGUGGAUCCGUUCGACGUCGUCAAAGAUGUCGAUAUCCGGACUAUUCUGUACAACUCUUCUGGCUCAUCACCGGCGCUCUUCGUCGGGACAACUGCCUUUGAGCUCAUUGUCAAGCAGCAGAUCAAGCGCCUCGAAGAUCCCAGCUUAAAGUGUGUCUCGCUCGCCUAUGACGAACUGGUUCGAAUCUUGUCCCAGCUCCUGGGCAAGCAGUUGUACCGCCGAUAUCCUCAGCUCAAGGAGAAGAUGCAUGGUGUUGUCAUUGCCUUCUUCAAGAAGGCCAUGGAGCCCACCAACAAGCUGGUGCGCGACCUUGUUGCCAUGGAAUCGUGCUACAUCAACACUGGUCACCCCGAUUUCCUGAACGGCCACCGUGCCAUGGCGAUUGUCAACGAACGAUACAACCCCGCCAAACCCGUCCAAGUUGACCCCAAGACAGGCAAGCCUCUGCUACAGUCUGGCACACCUGCCCGGGCUGCCAGUCCCACAAUCCCCGAAAUAGACGGUCCCGGCAAUGCCGGCUUCUUUGGAAGCUUCUUUGCUGCCAAGAACAAGAAGAAGGCUGCGGCCAUGGAAGCGCCUCCGCCGACAUUGAAGGCUUCUGGCAAUCUUUCCGAGCGAGAGAACAUCGAAGUAGAAGUCAUCAAGCUGCUCAUUUCCUCGUAUUACAACAUUGUCAAGCGCACCAUGAUCGACAUGGUCCCGAAGGCCAUUAUGCUCAACCUAGUGCAGUUUACCAAGGAUGAAAUGCAACGUGAACUUCUCGAGAACAUGUACCGAACCGAUACGCUCGAUGAUUUGCUGAAAGAAAGCGACUUUACUAUCCGCCGACGGAAAGAAUGCCAGCAGAUGGUUGAAUCUCUAGGCAAGGCCAGUGAAAUCGUCAGCCAGGUCCAGUAA
Molecule: messenger RNA, 2100 nt
Organism: Metarhizium album ARSEF 1941
Lineage: Eukaryota; Fungi; Ascomycota; Sordariomycetes; Hypocreales; Clavicipitaceae
Product: vacuolar sorting protein 1
Exons: 6
Coding region: 1-2100 (699 amino acids)
Biological process (GO): peroxisome organization
Cellular component (GO): cytoplasm; microtubule; membrane
Molecular function (GO): microtubule binding; GTPase activity; GTP binding
Source: RefSeq, a predicted model, not a curated record